Dinoponera quadriceps is the source of this 3670-nucleotide messenger RNA. RefSeq names its product putative ATP-dependent RNA helicase TDRD12. NCBI's taxonomy places the organism in Eukaryota, Metazoa, Arthropoda, Insecta, Hymenoptera, Formicidae. The record is from RefSeq and is a predicted model, not a curated record. Bases 437 to 3439 code for a protein of 1000 amino acids. Gene Ontology annotation, biological process: transposable element silencing; germ-line stem cell division. The transcript has 19 exons. Gene Ontology annotation, molecular function: ATP binding; nucleic acid binding.
GUCAGGGGCGCGUUACAUUGUAAUAAAAUAUAGGCGAAAUUUAACAGGCUGCAACUUUCGCAAUAAUGAUGCUAUCAAGAAGCACUUUAAAGUUUGAAGUCUCUAGUUUUUAACCAUUUUAGCUGUAUUAAUGUUGUAAUUAAUUUUGGUCAAGAUAUCUCGAGUUUGUUCGUCGUCUUUUUGGAUAAGUCGUUCCACCUCGGCGGUACGCUUGCAUACUUAUUCUUUCGUAAACAUUAGCGUUGGGGCUAACAUUCUCUUGAGUACCCGGAGCCAAAUAGAAAGGGAGGGAGAGGGAGAUUUUUUUAUAACUCAAAUUGUUACUUAAACCUAAAGUUUACAUUUCUCUCCCCGUGCGAGUGUGUUGCCAAAAAAUAUAUUUUGAAGAAGAUAUACUAACUUAUAUUAUCUAUACAAGUGGAUAUAACCAAACAAAAUGAUUGAAAUAAAGAAAUCAAAUCAUCAAGGUGUUCCUGCUACAGCUAGAGGAAUUAAAAUAAUGAAUGUGCAGAGUCCAUAUAUCAUGAGAGCUUAUGAUAUUGCAAAACGGGAGGAAAAAAUUAGUAAAAUCAAUGCGCAAUUAUGUUCUUUUAUUAGAAAACAAACUUCUUCCAAAAAUGACACGGAAAGUUUAAGUAUUGGUGAUGUAGUUUUUAUACAAAGCAGUAAUCAUGAAACUGGUGUAGCAGAGUUACCAUCCUAUCUUUGUCGUGGUUUGAUAACUCAUAUUAAACAAGAAAAUGGAAAGUACAAUGUCCUUCUAGUGGAUCAUGGUAUUAGCAUUGAGCUAAACAAGGAUAAAAUGUAUAAAGUUCCAAAAGAUUUUAUCCCUGAAAAGUAUCUGACAAAAACUAUUGGUAUAUUCAAUAUAUUGCCAAUUCGUAUGAGGAAAAACGUCCCAACUACAAGUUCUUCUUCAAAUGGAUAUAAAAAUAAAUCCACAGCAGUUGUUGUAGAGGAAUGGAGCGAAGAAGCGAUUCUGUUUGUGAAGAAUAUUCUGGUAGCUUCUAGUGCUGUGUACUUCGAUCAUUUAGUUACAGAUGAAGUGAAUGGGAGAGAAUACGGGGAAUUUUAUCUUAUCAUUGAUGAUCUUAUUAUAUCAUUAAGUGAAGCCUUAGUUGUAAAUUAUUAUGCAACUUAUUUGGAAGAAGAUUUAUUUCAACUCAUUGAGACUUCCAAUCAUAAACAAGAAAGUUCGGAAGAAGACAUUAUUAUAUAUGCAAAGUUUUCAUCUAAUCGGCAGAAGAAUGCAAAUCAACUUGUUGGUGAAGUUCAGAAGCAUUGUUCUGUCAGACACAUUGAAAAAGUUUUAAUACAAAGUAGGAACAACUGUGGAAUUUUGAGCGAUGUUACUGAUCUUAGUUUUCCUAAAGGAGUACAUAAGGGUUGGAAUACGUGUAUAAAUUCCACGAGACCGAGAAAAAUCCAAUCUUACGUGUGGCCGGCUAUAAAAAAAGGAUUAAAUGUUGUUGCUAUCGGGUCAUCACAAUGCGGUAAAACUACGGGAUGUGUAAUGGCUGUCUGUGGUUUAGUAGUUAUGCGUCAAAAUAUGAUGGCACGUAACGUGACUCAUCCUUUAGCACUAAUUUUAUGUUCAUCUUCGUUCGAAGUAAUCAACGUUCAUUCUCUGUGCACGAGUUUUCUGCAAUUUUAUAAUAAUGUAAAAUCUGUAGCAGCGUUUAACGGCAAGACGCAUCGAUCAGUAGCGGCAUUGAUAUAUAACGGCUGUCAAAUCUUAGUGACCACGCCACGUUAUUUAGCACGAUUUCUGAAUGAUAAUAAAAAUUUCUUAUCAUUCGACAAACUUUCUUAUUUACUUUUUGACAAUGCUGAUAUCAUUUUGGACAAGUAUUAUCAAACAAUAGGAGAAUUAUUCAAAAAACAUAACAUAAUUGGUAACCGCGAACCACAAGGUGAUAACAGCCCGAUACUGCAAAUCAUUUUAUCGGCGACGAAAUGGACACCUAAAAUUAAGAAAUUCGUAUCCGUAGUGAUGUAUGAUCCGUUUAUAUGCAUCGCCUCAUUUAUAGAAGCUGUCGUUUUCAAAUCUCUCCGUCCAAAACUAUACAUUUUAAGAUCGACGUAUAAAAAUCAGAAGAUAUUAGAUAUAUUGGAGGACGAUUACACUAAAUUGAGAACUAUGGUGGUCUGCGUAAACGCUGAAGAAGCCGUACAGUUAAAUGCGUUUUUAGCUCCCACGAAAAAGACUUUAUUGAUCCAUGAAAAUAUGAAAUUGUUCAAUAUACUGGCUUUACGAGAAAACUGGGAAACGUGUGUACGCGGCCUGUAUCCAGUGUUGAUAUGUACUGAUGCAAUUUUGUCUCAGCUUAAUUGUACCGAUGUUCAGUGGCUCAUACACCAUUCUGUGUUGUUGACGUUUAAAAAUCAGUUUAAUUAUAGGUUCUCCGUCCUUUUAGACAAUUUGGCACAGGACGUCGCAAAGUGUAAAAUUAGUAUAAUUAUCGACGAGCAUAAUAACGUACAAUUUCAAAGUAUAAUGAAAGUAAUGCAACGAAUGAACGUCGCAAUAUCGCCUGAUAUGGUGGAAAAUAUUGAGCGCAUUACGAUUACAUUAGAAAGGAGUAAGAAGAAUUACGACAUAUGUGACAACGUGAAGUCGUUAGGCUUGUGCCCGGACGAAAGUGUUUGUGUGUUCAGACACUGCAUACUUCCCGAUGUAGAUGCGCCCAUGACAGAUAUUCAAAUAAACGAUACGGUGAAAUUAAUGAUACUGUAUGUCCACGAUACGGCGCAUUUUUCUGCGAGAUUAAUCGGACAUGUUCCGUCCUCGAACAAUUCGAAGAAAGUAAUGUUUUCUAGUGCGGAGUACAUGCAGAUUACACGGAAGAUUCAAGAGUAUUAUCGAAAUGUCGAGAACAGGAAACUGUGCACCUCGACAAACGUUGGUGACAUCUGCGUUUUGGAGGAAUCUAUCGACACAUUCAAACGAGUACAGAUCAGACGCAUCAGAUAUGAUAGAGGUACCUCGGAAGAAGUCAAGUUUGUUGAUGUGAGAUGUAUUGACACUGGCCUUAUACACGAAUACGUCAAUAUAUAUAAAUUAAUUCACAUUCCGGAAGAAUUGCUCAAUCUUCCGACACACAUUGUAGAAAUAUUCCUAGCCGGUAUAGCACCAUAUGAUAACGAAUAUACUUGGAAUCACUACGCUACUGACGCAGUUUACAAAUGGAUCUCGGAAAAAGUAGACAGUAGUACUUACAUUACCGGAAAAGUUCGCCUUCAUCUCGGAAAUACGAUAUGGUUGGACGACAUCGUAACCAGGACGAAGCUAAUUAAUCACAAUGAUCUUGUAGGAUUCUCCUUGAAAACUCAACUGAGAAAUGAAAAUCACGCAAUCUUGAACGAUGAUCACAUAUCGCAUCUGAUGAAAUUGUAUAAAAAGAGUGGCUUGUCAGAAGUUAACGGAUAUCCCGUAUAAACACCGUGCGAAUAAGUCAUACUUCUUCGUUGACUUGUGUAAUUUUUAUGACAAUAAUUUUGAAGACGCUACGAAAUUUAGCAAUUUGGGAAAGAAACUUUUAUACAUGCAGAGUGUUUUAGAAAUAGGUCAUUAAACUUUACGUUCGUUGCCAAACUGAAAAUUGGAAUUUCGUAUUUUUUUAUAUUUUUUUAUUUAAUUUUUAUUGUGCUCAAAAUAAGUUAAUAUAUU